This is a messenger RNA of Nylanderia fulva, 745 nucleotides long. RefSeq names its product calaxin. Gene Ontology annotation, molecular function: calcium ion binding; kinase binding. The record is from RefSeq and is a predicted model, not a curated record. Lineage: Eukaryota; Metazoa; Arthropoda; Insecta; Hymenoptera; Formicidae. Gene Ontology annotation, biological process: calcium-mediated signaling.
AUGCCGACCGAAUUAUCUAUUGAUGUCUUAAACAAACCUCUACCGGAGAUUGUUUUUAGAAGAAAAAAUAAUGCUCUAUUUAAAAAACUAGCGCGAAAGACUCAUUUCAACUUUAGAGAAAUCGAAGCGUUAGCUGUUAUACAUAGGAAAAUAACACAAACUUUGGGUCCUAUGACAAGAUCGGUGUUUAGAGAUGUCUUACAUUCUGGUUUGGAUUUUACUGAAAAUAUUCGACACUUGUACAUCGAUAGGAUUUUCGCUGUAUUUGACAAGAAAAAUGUCUUGCAAAUUCACUUGGAACAAUGGAUCGAAGGUCUCUCUAUAAUUCUUCGUGGCAAUCUGAACGAAAGGAUUCACUUUGUUUUUAAUAUAUACGAUUUUUGGCAUACCAACAAAUUGAAAAAGGAGCAAAUAUUUCCAUAUAUGCGCGGAUGCCUGAUUAAACUACAGACAGACGACGAUCCUGAUGAAGGUGUCAAGGAUUUAAUUGAUUCGCUGAUGAAAAAAGUCGACAUCGAUCGCGACGGUGUACUAUCCGAAGAGGAAUUUCACAGGGCCAUAAAAGAAAGAAAUCCACUGCUGCUAGAAUGUAUGGGACCAGUGUUCCCAUCUAGAGUAGCGCGACAAGCGUUUCUGACCACAUUCACGGAUCGUCUUGGACAAUUUUGACUCGUUUUACGAAACAACUCAUCAUUUGUAUAAUUGUGUACUCAACAACUGUCGAUCGUGCGAUCCUCGUUUUGUA